Molecule: messenger RNA, 930 nt
Organism: Cutaneotrichosporon oleaginosum
Lineage: Eukaryota; Fungi; Basidiomycota; Tremellomycetes; Trichosporonales; Trichosporonaceae
Source: RefSeq, a predicted model, not a curated record
AUGUCCUGCCAGACCUGCUUGUCCGACCUGCGCGCCCCGCCCGCCUUCGUCCCCCCCUGCUGCGGCGCGCCCAUCUGCGCGGCCUGCGUGGCCGCCACCCCCCGCCUCACGAGCUGGGUGCCCUGCCUGCGCUGCGGAUCGAGCUCGCGCGAGCCGCCCGCCCCGCAGGGCAUGAAGACGACGCAGGUAUCGGGACAGCCGCCUUCCGGAAAAGCACCUGAGGGGGACGAAGACCAGUUCGUGCUGGUCGGCGAGAGCGAUGACGAGGGCGACGGCGAGGGCGACGGCGAGGGCGACGGCGGGAACGCGGCCGGAGAUGGAGAUGGAGCAGGCCCCGGCGCCGGCGCCGGCGCCGGCGCGGGAGAAGGAGGAGAGGCAGAGCCGGAAAUCGUGGAGAUCACCCACGUCCCGCGGCGCGGCGAGACCCUGCUCUCCAUCGCGCGGACGUACGCUACGGACCCACACACUCUUCUGGCGCUCAACGGCUUGCCGCACGCGGCGCUGUACGCGAACCCCCGGCUCGUGGCCACACGCCCGAAGCUCAUCGUUUCCCGCCGCAUCGUGGAUCCGGCUACGCGGCGCAGCGCAGACGUGACGGAGACGGAGGAACGGAAGGCGCAGCGCGCGCUCGCCCGCUUCCAGGCCGUCGCGAAGGUCGAGGAGGGCGUCGCGCGGGCGUACCUCGCCCUACACCCGCAGCGGGAUGCGGGGGCCGCGUUCCAGCCCUCGCUUGGGGCGGAGGGGGGAGAGGUCAUGUUCGACUUUGGGGAGGAGAAGAAGCGCGCGGGCGGCGCAGGUGGAGAUGCCCUCGAGCACUUUUAUGAAGACGAGGCUUGGGAGGCCAGCGCGGCGCGCCCGGCGCGAGGUAAAGACGGGCGGUGGAAUGUUGUCGGGGCCGUGUUGCCGAGCGGGGUCAAGGAGAAGACGUGA